Molecule: messenger RNA, 552 nt
Organism: Salvia splendens (bonfire salvia)
Lineage: Eukaryota; Viridiplantae; Streptophyta; Magnoliopsida; Lamiales; Lamiaceae
Exons: 1
Coding region: 1-552 (183 amino acids)
Source: RefSeq, a predicted model, not a curated record
AUGGAGCAAAAUCUACCAAUCAUUGCCAAGAAAUUUUGGAGCAUAGUAAAAGUGGCAUAUUUCAUGUUGAGAAAAGGCAUAUCAAAGUCCAACCUAUUAUCCGAUCUCAACAUGAUGAUGAAGCGCGGCAAGAUCGCCGGAAAAGCCGCAAUGCACAACCUCCUCUUCAACCACCACCACCACGGUGGCCGCGGCCGCGGCGCGGCCGCCCAAGAGCCGCAGCUCUCGUACUCUGCCCGUGGGGCCGAGUACGAGUUCAGCUGCAGCAGAAGCCCGGCUUUCCGGCUGCCGUUCCACCUCGGAAAGAGGAAGAGCAGCAGCCCGAGGGGGGCGAGCGAGGGCGAGAUGUGGGAGGCGGCGGUGGAGAUGGCGAGCAGCGCGGCGCCGUCGCCGGCGCUGCCCGGGUUGGGGAGGGCGGCGGCGGUGAGGGUAACGGACUCGCCGUUCCCGGUGAGGGAGAUCGAAGAAGAUCAUCGCGUUGAUGAAGCUGCGGAGAAGUUCAUCACCAAGUUUUAUAGGGAUUUGAAGAAGCAAAAUGCGUUUGCUUCUUGA